GUUUACGAAUCAAUUCACUGUAUUUUAUUAUUUUAAAUAAUCACGAAUCGCAUCACCACUUCUCAAUCUUACCGAACCCACCAAUCACCGUCGUCGAAUGAAAUAGCGGCGUAGACGACUGAGUGAAACAGCUGUUUUCUCCUAAAUCAAUGACUGCAAAUAUAAUUCAUUCCGAAAAUCCUCUCCAGCCCUAUAAAAUUGUCAAGUAGGUCUUCUGCAACUGGAAAUUCUCUGGAAUCCUCAUACUCGUAAUCGUCUGAAAUGCGAUGGAUAAUCCCGAAGACAACAAAGAAAAUCUGGUGCCACUCAAAGCCAAUUAUUUUAAAAUCCUUUGUGAGCCGGACUGCCAUUUGCAUCGGUAUCAAGUAAAAUUCGAACCAGAGGAAGACAGUUACAAGGGCCAGAAGGCCCUCAUCGAGCAGCAUCGUGAUAUCAUUGGAACGUAUAUUCUGGAUGGAACCACUCUGUACUGCACCCACAAACCGCCUCUGGAAUUCCCUCCAGGCGAGGAACACCAGAUCAUAGCUGAGUACUUAGGCAAUCUGAAGCCUGAAGAUUAUCGAUCCGAGAAAAUAUAUAAUCUCCUGGCAAGCAGAACUCUCGAGAUUAUGGAUUUUCAAAUGAUUGGGUGGGAUUUCUACGAUAUCAAAGCACCUGAGGCCAAGGUUAACAUCGAAAACUACGCUCUGGAGGUCUGGACCGGCUAUCGAACUGCUAUUCAGAAUUACGAGGAUGGAUUAAUGAUGGCUGUAGAUAUUUCUCACAAAGUUGUAGCUCAGACCUCCAUAUUUGAUCUUCUCGAACAGGUGAUUGAGAAUUCUGGGCCGGAUUAUCAGGCGGCAUUCAUCGCCGAAGUGACUGGUCUCAACGUCUGGACAGAGUAUGAUAACAAGAUUAACCGUAUCGAUGGUGUUGAUUUCUCGAUGACUCCACUCUCUAAUGUGAAGACUGAACAGGGCGAGUUGCCUAUGACCUACAAAGAGUAUUACAAGGUUCAUCAUGAGAUCAACAUUUCUCACAACUCCCAGCCUCUGCUGGUGGUUAAUAACAGACCCAAAAAUCGUCAACAUCUGGGGGAAAAGAUUUAUCUUAUACCUGAAUUGUGUGCUAGGACAGGGUUAACUCCAGCAUUGGAAAAUGAUCGUAUCGUGAAGGAUCUCUUGUCAGCACAUACGGUUUCCGGUCCUGAGAAUCGUAUGAAGAAGCUCAUGGCGCUUAAUCAUCGUAUGAUAAAUAACAAAAAACUUCAAGAUGAACUGCGAAUUGCGAACAUGAAUUUAGAUUCGGAGCUGAUCGAUGUAUUUGGGAAAAUUCUGCCUCGUGAGAAACUUAUAUUUGGGGAUGGGUGCCAGGUGGAUGUCACUUGUGAGGGCGAUUGGUCUGUGGCGUUCAAGGAGAACAACCUUUUUCAAACUGUUAAAUUGGAGAAAUGGGUUGUUGUUACACCAGCGGCGCACACAUUUGAAGUUAAGGCUUUCGUUGAAAAAAUGAUGAGAUCCACUCGAAACUUCCAACUUUCAGAGCCUGAUUAUGUGGAACUGGAGGAGUCCACUCUCGAGUGCUACAGUUCUCACCUGCAGCAAUCGAUAAUGAAUAUAAAUCCACAGUUAGUGAUGAUCGUUGUUCAAGGCCGUCGACCUGAAGUAUUCACUCGAAUCAUGAGGAAGUGUUACUUUGAGAAUGCAGUACCCUGCCAAGUCAUCACUGAUAAAUGCUUUAUGUCGGAGGAACCGGAGGACAUAGCAACUAAAGUUACUUUUCAAUUAAGCUGCAAGAUUGGGGGAAUACCCUGGAGCAUUCACAUCCCUCUGAAUGGGCUUAUGAUCGUUGGAAUCAGCGUUGCUCGUGAUACCGAUCAGCCGAACAGAAGUUUUGCUGCUGUAGUGGUCACCCUCGACAAAGGUCUCACUCGUUACUUCUCAUCAGUCUCGUGCCACGAUAGAAACGACCAGUUGACCUUCAACAUAAUCUCCAGUCUCUCUAAAGCCCUGGAGAAAUAUCAUGAAGCGAAUAAUGGUUCCCUCCCCUCUCGAAUCAUCGUGUACCGGAAUUCAGCACAAAAUUCGCAUGUUUCCAACAUAACAGAACACGAGGCGACUCGUGUCUACAAUUCAUUAAAAAACAUCUACGGCGAUGCGCCUGUGAGCUUUGCCUACAUCCUCGUAUCGAUGUAUUCCAACACGAGACUCUUCCAUGGAACCGCUAAUCCACCUUUGGGGACUGUCGUCGAGAACAUCAUCACUCAGCCGAUGAGAAAAGACUUCUUCCUGGUGUCACAACACUCUAAGGAUGACACUGUCAUGCCCUGUUAUUACAAUGUCAUCUUUGAUACUGCUCGUCUGUCCAUGGAGAGGAUUCAGAUCCUCACCUACAAGUUGACUCAUGUGUAUUUCAACUGUAGCAAUACUGUCAGGAGACCUGCACCUGUCCAUUAUGCCCACAAACUCGCGUCUCGGGUUGCUGAGAACAUUCAUGCACCUCCUGAUCGUCGGCUCGAGGAUCUUCUUUAUUUUCUUUAAACUCGAGGUGUUGGAUAUUGCCAAAGGAUUUUAGUUUAUUUUUUAUAUUUUUGGAAGAAGAUUGAUGUGGUACCUUCUAGACAGGAACAUUUUUCAUUGUUUUAGUGAUUAAUAGGACGAUGAGGGAAUCUCUCUGGAAUUUAUUGCCGUAAAAAUCCGAUACAAAAUAUUCAUUUUGAUCUUUUUUUUUAACUUAUCAGCGUGUGUUUCUUUGACAAGAGUGCUUGUUUAUAAUUUUCAAGAGUUGCUUGGAAUUGAAUUGUCAGUAAAGCAGCGCAAGCACUCAAUUUUAGUAAUAUUUCAGUUGCCAGAAUCAUUUGAAAGUUAAAAACAUAUAAAAUCCUUUAAAAAAAAAAAUCGGCUGAACUGAAAAAAUAUAUCAAGAGAAGUCCUAACAUUAUUUCGUAUCCUAACAUUAUUUCGGGACUUAUAUAUCAAAAUAUUUGAGUAUAAUCAAGUGACAAGUGACAAUGAUGUCUGUUGAGAGAGAACAAUUACAUGCUAGGAAUAUUGCUGGUGCAAUAAUCUACAAAAGUCAUUAACAAUCACAAUUUUAUAUUUCAUUUGUGCAUAUUUGAUAAGAGAGCUAAGGAAAGACUUGUAAUAAUAUUUUUAAAAAUUAUUAGCAAUCAUUUUUACGUA
Messenger RNA from Diachasmimorpha longicaudata, 3161 nucleotides. RefSeq names its product piwi-like protein Siwi. Gene Ontology annotation, cellular component: P granule. The record is from RefSeq and is a predicted model, not a curated record. Gene Ontology annotation, molecular function: RNA endonuclease activity; protein binding; piRNA binding. Bases 267 to 2519 code for a protein of 750 amino acids. Gene Ontology annotation, biological process: regulatory ncRNA-mediated gene silencing. Lineage: Eukaryota; Metazoa; Arthropoda; Insecta; Hymenoptera; Braconidae. The transcript has 5 exons.